This is a messenger RNA of Sodiomyces alkalinus F11, 731 nucleotides long. RefSeq lists its product as hypothetical. Lineage: Eukaryota; Fungi; Ascomycota; Sordariomycetes; Glomerellales; Plectosphaerellaceae. The transcript has a single exon. The record is from RefSeq and is a predicted model, not a curated record. The coding region runs from base 61 to 576 and encodes 171 amino acids.
AUCAAAUGCUUCGGUGAGAGCUUCCUGCCCUUUUCUUCAAGCAUACGUUCCUGUUGAGCGAUGCGAUUGGCUAUUCUCCACGGGACUCCACGGACUCAUGGACAGCUCGUUGGGAGUCGCGUGCUCCCCUUCCUACUGUUCAAGCGCGACGGGGUCUCAGGCCGCCGUAACUCUGCCGUUGGUAGGGGGUACGGAUAUCUACUUGAUCUGUCAUCUUCCUGUGUCGGGCACCGGUUACUCUCCGUACUCCUUUCCGUACCCUAUCCAUCUACCUUAUCCAAGUGGGGAGGGUGUCAAUCCCCACUGAAUCCUCCCUCCCGGGCGUGCGGCCGGCCCACGAUUUGGCAUUGGAGACGAAUACAUAUCGCAUGUGCUACAUGGCGAGCGAGGAGACUGGACCUACCCACCUUCGUAGACCCUGACGAUCGGGAAUCGGAACCUAGGUGGUCUGUCUCCGUCCUUGGUCUCAUCCUUUCUCUCUUUGUUCUCUCCUCUCCUUUCCUCUACCCUCGUCUUCCUUUCCUCUCUUGUUGUCGUAUUUUCCCUCCGUGUACCAUGCCCGGCUUAUCAUCAUAAUUUGCAUGUCUAUCUGAGAUUCUUUUUGAUCCUUCUGGUGUGACAGGCAUCGUGAUCGUACCGUCGUCUUACUCCGACGCUUUAUAUCCUAAGGCGUUUGACGGGGGAUCAACUGGACAGCGCCUGUUGGGGUUCGUUUUGUCCGGGCAGCGUUU